This is a messenger RNA of Exophiala mesophila, 2205 nucleotides long. RefSeq lists its product as uncharacterized. Bases 1 to 2205 code for a protein of 734 amino acids. The transcript is spliced from 3 exons. The record is from RefSeq and is a predicted model, not a curated record. Gene Ontology annotation, molecular function: oxidoreductase activity. Lineage: Eukaryota; Fungi; Ascomycota; Eurotiomycetes; Chaetothyriales; Herpotrichiellaceae.
AUGGCCAGCCAGAACAAAUAUAUCGACAAGCUUGCCGGAAAGACUAUCCUCAUCAUCGGCGGAACGUCAGGUCUAGGAUUUGGCGUUGCCGAAGCCAUGGUUGAGCAUCGGGUAUCUAAUCUUUUCCUGUCCUCUUCAAGUCAAGAAAAGGUGUCUUCUGCUGUCGCUCGCCUCCGAUCAGCCUACCCAAACAGUCAGACUGCUAUCGUUGGACUGGCUUGCGACUUGUCCGAUGAAGCCGCGCUAGAGUCGAACAUCAAGCAACUGUUUGAGAAGAUCAACAAGCCGAUCGACCAUAUUGUCUACACAGCUGGAGAUCGGCUAGCAGCUUCACCCAUCGCCGAGGUGACGGUGGAAAGCUUCCGACGAGCUGGGACCAUCCGCUUCGUUGCUCCAUAUUUUGUGGCUAAACAUGGCUCCAAGUACAUCACCCCUGGUCCAGAAAGUUCCAUAACGAUCACUUCAGGUGCCAUUUCUGAGAAACCGAGACCUUCUUGGAGUGUCAUUGCCUCUUAUGCUGCUGGCCUGCAUGGUAUGGUCCGCGGCCUCGCUCUCGAUCUGAAGCCGGUGCGUGUCAAUUUGAUCAGCCCAGGAAGCGUAGCCACCGAGCUCUGGGAUACGAGCUUGACUCCAGAACAAAAAGCUGCCAUGCAGGAAGAGACAGGAAAGAUCCUCUUGACCGGGCGGAUUGGCCAAGUUGAACAUGUGGUCGAGAGUUACCUAUGGGUUUUGAAGGAUCAGAAUGUCACGGGAACAGUGAGACGACAGCGAGAGCCUCUUCCUUAUGAGAUACUGUAUGGCAUUGCGGAAGCAGCGGGCAAGUCGAAUCAAAGCAGCAAUCCAGAGUAUCGCGAGUUCCUCCGGUCCCUUCGCUUUACCAGUCAAGCAUUCCGAGCGUCGAAGAGUAUCCGGCGUGCACUCUUUGGAAAACUCUGUCUAUAUGCGACACAGCAUAGUCUCCGUCGGCUCGAAAACAACUGGGAAGCCCUUCUCCGUGUCGCAUCGUCAGUCCAAGAAGUGAAAUUCGGCAUAUCAAAGUAUGUCUACUCUAUCGCACCCGCAACCUUUACAAUCAUCUUAGGGGAGCAACAAGGUUACCACCGCGUAAGAAUGUGGGGCGAUGGUCGAAUUGAUUGUCAGAAGACGGCUCUCGGUGAGCGUGUUGAUAUCAACUCAAUUAGUAGUGUAUGCUAUACGGAAUAUCAACGCCGAGCGAGUAUCGACUUCUUUGAGGCGAGGCAGAAAAUGCAAGCCUUGUGGACUGAGCUGCUCCCAUAUCUGACACGAUUAACCAAAGUCAACAUCGAAUUUUGGGGUUGUGGCCGAUCUUACCAGUACGCCCUGCCAAAUGGAGUAACACUGACCUCAGACUUCAAUGAGCCUGACUCGGUGUCACAAUUUAUAUUCUGGAGAUAUGCCGUUCCAUCCUGCACGAUGCUCAUAAUCGCUGUUGUGAACAGCUUGGGCGCUUCGAAGAAGAGAGGCAUCACAGAACUGAGUCUCCAACUAGAGACUAUGAUCUACAUACGGGAUGAGACUCGUAUUCCCAACUGGGAACAAGUUGAUCUGUCUAGUUUGACCAAGUUCCGGUUGUACCGAGCGGAAUGGCGAGACUUUGAACAGGUCAUCAGUAUCGCGGAUCAUGAGCAACAUCAUCGAUGGGACGCAUACAGCGCUCGAGGACGGGUCAAUUGCGCCGGGGAUAUCUUGCCGGUGAUAUUGGGAAAGGCUCAAAGUAGCCUUCGCGAGGUUACACUCGAAGGACAUCGUGUUGCCGUGGAAGGAUUUUCGCCUUUGUCCUUGCACAUGUUGGACCAGCUCCGCUUCCCUCGUCUGGUCUCGUUGACGUUGGCGGGUGUUGCUAUCCCACAUGUCGAAUUUAGGAGGCUUUUAAGCGACAUGCCCCGUCUGCGUCAGUUGUACAUUGAAGAUUGUACGACGCAUGAAUCGCUUCGGAGAGAAUCACAGAACUGGAAAGGUAUAUUCGACUCGAUCCGAAAUCAUGGCAGUGGUUUGAGAUUGGAGUUAUUGGGCGAAUACUUUUGUGAUGAUGAUGAAGAAGGCGACAUCAUGCUUUCGGUGGAUACUGGCAACCCACAUAUGCUCUCUGGGGAGUACAGUGCACCUGAGAGAAGCCUAAUUCUUUAUCUCUUGAGGCAGGGGGAGUGGGACGACGCUCUUGAACAUGCGUAUCCUCAGCGGUGA